AGGUUCCGGGCGCCCGAGGCGUUGUUCCAGCCGGCCCUCACGGGCAUGGAGGCGGACGGCAUCGCUCAGCUCACCUACGCGUCCAUCAUGAAGACCGACAUCGACGUGAGGAAGGACCUCUACGAGAACAUCGUGCUCUCCGGGGGCUCAUCCAUGUUCAACGGACUGGACGAGCGUCUGCAGAAGGACGUGCAGGGCAUGGCACCCAGCUCGAUGAAGGUCAAGGUGAUGGCGGACGCGUCUCGCAAGUUCUUCGUCUGGAUCGGCGGCUCCGUGCUGGCAUCGCUGUCGACGUUCCAGCAGAUGUGGAUCACGCGCGCCGAGUACGACGAUGUCGGCGUCGACAUUGUGCACCGGAAAGUGCUUCUGAGUGUUUUGCUAGUGCUAGGAGAGCCGGUGCAUUAGUUGGUAUUGAUAGCGUCGAUAUACUGAUUACAUAAUCACUAUAUAACUGGCCGGCUUUUUCCUCGUUGGAACUCGGUAAGCUGUGCUACUCUUUUCUUUGUGGACCUUGAGUGGGAGUUAUGGGCAGACAUCUGCCUGGAUCCCAAUGGUAGACGCAGGAUUUCAAAGGUUUAAAUCCUUGUUGGACCCUGAGAUCUUUUUAGGGUUCCAGGCAUAUGUCGACUUUGGGGUUUGGUUGAGCGGUUGGAAAGUUAAUUGAAAGGGGCAUGAGUGUGCCAUGGUGGCGAACAAAGAGCCUAGUGUGGUGUUUCCGUGCCGCCAGUGGUACGUCCCCAGUUCGCUGAGGUAGAGUGACGUAACAAGCGUGACAUCUGCUUCGCCUUUGCCCGUGAGGUUCUAUCAUAACGUCCCAGCAGUGACGGCACGCCGACGAUGAGACCUGUUGUGUUUACCUAUGGCCUCGUUAUUAAUCCUUUGUCGCUCGGUGACACAUGUCGCGAUGGGUCAUCGCUGCGAGCGGCCCUGCUGCAGCACUGACCAGCAGACCACAGACAGCCGCGGCGCCCGAUUGUGGUGCUCUGGACAGGACAGACGGUAUACUGGCUGGCUUUUGUUUGUUUGCUUUUGCUGCGACGCAAUUGAGGAAAGCAAGGUGUCUUUUGAUGAAAAUCACACUGGCUAAAAAUGCAUGACAAUAAGAAGUGAAAGACAUAUUUACAACGUUUUCUUUUACUAUAAAGGCUCAUCAGAAUACAGCGACUCCGUCCCAAUAAAACGUUGAA
Pollicipes pollicipes is the source of this 1187-nucleotide messenger RNA. Its product is annotated as actin-85C. The record is from RefSeq and is a predicted model, not a curated record. Lineage: Eukaryota; Metazoa; Arthropoda; Thecostraca; Pollicipedomorpha; Pollicipedidae.